AAAAUGGAUCCUUUGAUAUUAUAGAUUGAACUAAAUCACAAGUCGCCUCGAUGAAUCUAUCUUCCUUUUACCCUCCAUACACGGAUCCCCCAAGACCAAUCCGACAGCAUCGAGCCCCAAAUUUGCCACGUCAUUGGGGUGCAACCAGCCAUGGGUCAGGCAAGAGUCUUGGUGACCAACGUGCAAGCUCAAGGACCAGCCAAAGCUAACUAGAAACACUGAGCAGAACACUGAGCAGCAAACAAAAUGUCCCAUCAUUACUUACUGUACUAAUACGUCUAUUCCAGCUUUUUAAAUUUCUCAUCAAACAGCUCUUACAAGUGUUUAUUCACC
Molecule: messenger RNA, 333 nt
Organism: Linum tenue
Lineage: Eukaryota; Viridiplantae; Streptophyta; Magnoliopsida; Malpighiales; Linaceae
Source: the annotation of a GenBank genome assembly